AGGUACUGAAAAUGAAUUUUUCAAAUAUUUUGGAAAAGUGAUAUCAAGUACAUGUUCUUUUGAGCUUGAAUUUGGUGAAGAUGAAAAAGGCCACACAAAUAGUGGCAGGCUAAAUAAGAUUUGGAAUAAAAUAUACUGAAAUGACACGCGAAAGUGAGUGAGCAUGAGUGUAACUGCCCAAGGUGCCGCUUGGCGGCGUGAACCCUGAGCUGUGUAGCAUGUCACUUGCAACCACAGUCUUAUCUCACACACACUUGUCAACAAAGGCAAAGCUCUGGUUUAACUAAGCAAAACAUUCCCCUGAUUUUCAUCUCACACGUCAGUCGCUAUGGCGUCCAGACGUCCAUCCACCUCUACUGAAAGCAGCAGUACCGCCAAGAGGAGCAGGAAGACGCUGACUCUUCAGCAAAAGGUAGAUGUGUUGGAUGGGUUCAGGAGGGGAGAGACGACAGCAUCCAUCAGUUCUGCUCUUGGCAUCAGUGAGAGUACGGUUUAUUACUACAAGAGUCGCUACGUUGAGGGGUCUGUCUUCCGGAAAACUGCGCAUUCUGACGUGGAAGCUGCCAAGAAGAUUUCGGCUGACCUGGAUGCCAUCAUUAAGGAAGGAGGUUACACGGCCAAGCAAGUUUUCAAUAUAAGCGAGACGAUUCUUUAUUGGAAAAAACUCCCUGGCAGGACCUUUAUUUCUGAGAAGGAGUCAACUGAGCCAGGUUUCAAGGCUUCCCAGGACGGGCUCACUCUCCUCUUGGGCGCUAAUGCUGAGGGAGACUACAGACUUAAACCUGCCCUGGUGUAUCACGCCGAAAAUCCACUUGGUCCGAUGGCCUAUGCAAAUGCUCUCCUUCCGUGUUAUUGGUACUCCAACCCUGAGGCCUGGAUUACUGAACAAAUCAUCAAUGACUACUUUUUUAAGUUACACUAUGAACUCAAGUGUUACUGCGAGAGAGAAGGCAUAGCAUUCAAGAUUCUCAUUGUUCUUGGCAUUGCUCCAAGCCACCAACCUAAAAGAGAAGCUCUUUCUGACAACGUCAGGAUUUUAUUCCUCCCUCCAAACACUACAUCUUUAUUGCAGCCCUUCGACCAGGGAAUCAUCAAGACUUUUAAGUCGUAUUACCUCCGUAUAGUUGUAAAAUGCCUGGUUGAGGAGGUGGAAAGAAGAAAAAUUUCUGUGUACGAUUGUUGGAAGGCGUUCAUCAUCUAUGCUGCUAUUGGCUUCAUAAAGUCAGCUUGGGAAGAGAUUCCUAGGCGUUUUUUGAAUGGCGUGUGGAAGAAACUGUGUCCCAAGUUAGUGCACGAGUUCACUGGCUCCAGCAUCGAGGAGAGUGUGGAAUUGGCAAACAGGGAAACUCUGUCCAAGAUAAAAACAGUAGGCUUCACUGACGUUCAUCAUAAGGACAUUGAGAACCUCAUCGAAAUGGUAAAUGAACAGCCAAAGGAAAUUACCAAGAAACGGUUGCGGACAAAAAUUGUGGAAGAUGCACUGAAUAAGAUCAAGGAAGGACUUCAGAUCUUAGAAGAUAAAGAUCCAAACACCGAGAGGAGUUCGAAAAUGGCAAGAAAUAUUCAAGGAUAACCUUGGCCCGUCUUUGACUUCCAGCAGUGCGUACUGGGAACUUACGUUGGAUGAACAAGCGAUUGUUGAAAGUGAUCUGUUCUCAUCAGGAAGUUAGAGUUAGACUGGGUUGCAUACUGCCCAGACCCAAAGUAUCGAAUAUACUUUACCAUUCUCUACAAUGUAGGUCAUAUAUUGACCCUAAAAAUUAUUAGCUCAUCGCCUACACUCAAACAUUGGAGUCUUGAUAAAAAACUGGUGUUCCCUGGUUGCUUAACUGCUUGUAUGAUUCUAUUGCGCUCUUCUCUAGUAAGCUGAUCCUUCUCCUUUUACUGUUUUUAGUUUUUACUAGUCACUCUUUAGCUUGGUUCGGGUAGGUCUUAUCGUAUUUGUCCCUGAUCUUUUUUAUGUAUAAAAAUAUUAUAUUUCAUUAACUUUCCUUUUUUCCUUUUUUUAUUAUUCUAAUUUGAGUCAUUUCCAACCUUGAAAAAGCAAUCUGAUUUUGCGAAACAUAUUUGGCCCUAAUUAACUAGUUAAAUCCUCAUAGUGCCUCGUAGCGGUGCUCCAUUGUUACAUUUUCGUUCGUGGCUUUUGCCUUUAUUUACAUAAUGUAUGUAUGUAUGUAUGUAUGUAUGAAUACGUAAUAUAUAUAUAUAUAUAUUACAUAUACAUACAUACAUACAUACAUACGUGCAUGGAUAAUGUAUGUAAAUAAAGGCAAAAGCCACGAAGGAAAGUGAAACAAUGGAGUGCCGCUGCCAGGCCUUUCGACUUCUUGUUAUUUAUUAAGCAGACUGAUAUACGUAAAUAUGAAAGGGGUUACAAUUUAAGAGGUUUACAAAAGAUUGAGUCCAACUGCUCGGAAGUAGGGAGAAGACAAUUAAAAGAUUAUACAGGGCGGUGACUGACCAGAAAUUGUUAAAAAACUGCAAUUCAAUCUCAUUUUGUUAAAUAGUAAAUUUUUUUCUCUCACAAAGUGAACAUUUUUACAAAACAUAAUAAACAUACCGAUACAAAGAAACUAUCUUUAAGGUGACUAAUUUGUAAUUAAGUCAGUGAUUUUAUCUCUGAGGUCAUUCUUAAGGCUGUUUUACAUUAGUGGACUUCUCAUCAAGACUCAAGCCGCACCACCAACUCGUCAAGCCAAGCUUGAUGGCUGAAGCCUGACCACAGUGACUCCACUGACAACGACUCAGCUGUCAUCCAGUGCUCUAUUUUACUGCAUCGCCAUUGAAUGGCAAACGACUGACGGUCAUAAACUCUUCUUUUCUGGUCCUUUCCUUCAUGAUCGUGCGGCGGUAGCAGGCCAUACAAUAAUAGCUACUAUACAUUAAUAGAUUAAACACUAUGAUAACGACCACUUCGGCAAGAAACAUCGAUUCAAGGCUAAGGGACCACCACUUAUCAUUCACAUAGCUGUGAACACGUCUUGAUGUGUGGCGUUUCGCCCGCCCAGUCUUGGACUACACACAGUCAAUGGUUCGCUCUCAUCGCGUCAGCAUAUCCCAUGCAAGAAUCCAGAGUCACCUUACACAGCAGUCGACGGACCGAUGAGUGCCUGCUGUCACUUAUUGUCUAGCCGGUCGGAUUUUAUAGAAUUCCGUGUCUGGAAUUUAAGAGGUCAAAAUCAUUGUUGAUUAUUGCUCGGAUAUUUAUAAGGAAAAGGCUAUAAACAUUUUCCGAUGUUGCUCUGUACUGUUGGGUGCGUAUUGAUUGAAGUGGAUUCGCCUGCAGCGUGUUGUGGUUACCGGCAGUAGAGCAGGUAAUGAAAGAUUUAAUGUUUUCCGUACAUCAUUACCGGCAGAGUCAUGUAGUUGCUCAGUACAGACUGACAGGUUUCCAGUACUUUUCACACACUCAUGUUUUUUUUAGCAGAAUUAAAUGUAUCCGUUCGUGCUUUUGCGAUGCUAUUUCACACACUGUACAGUAUAUCUUAUUAUUUUUGUCUUGAAUGUCACAUUACAAUUAUUGAGAGAGAGAGAGAGAGAGAGAGAGAGAGAGAGAGGUAUAAGUAUUAAGUUGCUUAACUAAAAAGUACCACGUUUAGGGUGUAGUUAUUUUCAUAUUUCAUUGCAUUCCACGAUUACUCUCUCUCUCUCUCUCUCUCUCUCUCUCUCUCUCUCUCUCUCUCAAUAAUUGUAAUGUGAAAUUCAAGAGAAAAAAAAUAUAAGAUAUACUGUACAGUGUGUGAAAUGGCAUCGCAAAAGCACGAACGAAAACAUUAAAUUAUGCUUAACGGAUCUUAACGAUGCGUGUUUCCAUAGUUAUCAGUUGCCAUAUUUUGACCAUUUUUCCCUAUGCUACCAUUUUAGAUGUGAUAUAAUUUUUGAUAUGUCUCUUGGAUUAAAUGUAAUGUGUAGAGUCCAGCUUAGUUUAGGUUAUGAACUACGUGGAAUUGCUGUUAGUUGCAAGAUUAUGGAAAAUUUUAAAGUGCAAGCUAUGAUAUAAGGUCAUUGUUGCUUAAUGGAUUUUGUUAUCAAUUAGAGAGACCAGAACCCCAAAGUGUCAGUUGAGGUGUUACUCCUCUGUAUAUAUAUAUUAUAUAUAUAUAUAUAUAUAUAUAUAUAUAUAUAUAUAUAUAUAUAUAUAUGUACAUACAUAUAUAUUACAUUUUUUAUUUCUUUAAUUGUAAAUGAAUAUUGGUUUUAGCGAUCAGAGGAAUAAUGAGUGAUUCAGUAAUAUUAUUCAUAGAUUAAAGGAAAUGAUUUUAUUUUUAUGAGGUAUAUGAGGGUAUCCCCAAACAUCUUCCUGUUGAACAUAAAAAAGGAUCUUCCCUUCCUGGUCUUUUUCAGAUUGUACUAUUGCAACUAAUGCUGAUUUCGUAAUUUCAAAGAUAAGUUGUAACUCGCUGAAUAUCAAAAGACAUCAUUUGGACUGUGGACUGUGAUGACAUCUUUUUGGCAUUAGUCUCACCAUUUAUAGCCCGAUGUACUCAUGUUUUUCUGAAUCUAUUCCAAGAUAUUAUAUGUAGUAUGAGGAAAUCUAAACUCUUGAUCUGUCCUGGUAAAACUAUUCUGGCUAUUUGCUAGAAAAUUCCCUAACAUUUCAAUAAUUCAACUGUUAUCCUUUUCAUCUUUUUCGAAGCUUUUGGUCAUUCAACAUUUCCACUAUUAAUCCUUUACCUUUCCCUGUAUUAUCUGCUCACGAAAUUAAUGGUGUUAUAUAUCUUCCUUGGAGAGUGUCAAGGUAUUGAUCAAUAAUAUACUUUGGCAUGAUUCCUGUUGGGUUCCGUUGAUGGAUUAAAUUUUGUGCUUUUUUUAACAUUUUAACUUUCAUGUUUCUCUACAAGCUGUAAUUUUGUUGCGUAUACAUCGACUGUAAGGCAUUUGUUUUAAAGCUUUCAUCAUU
Macrobrachium nipponense is the source of this 4900-nucleotide messenger RNA. RefSeq names its product tigger transposable element-derived protein 1-like. Gene Ontology annotation, cellular component: nucleus. The coding region runs from base 329 to 1573 and encodes 414 amino acids. Gene Ontology annotation, molecular function: DNA binding. Lineage: Eukaryota; Metazoa; Arthropoda; Malacostraca; Decapoda; Palaemonidae. The transcript has 4 exons. The record is from RefSeq and is a predicted model, not a curated record.